Messenger RNA from Sinocyclocheilus grahami, 784 nucleotides. Its product is annotated as membrane-spanning 4-domains subfamily A member 4D-like. Lineage: Eukaryota; Metazoa; Chordata; Actinopteri; Cypriniformes; Cyprinidae. The record is from RefSeq and is a predicted model, not a curated record. Gene Ontology annotation, cellular component: membrane. The coding region runs from base 58 to 648 and encodes 196 amino acids. The transcript has 7 exons.
CUGUUGCACAACUGCGUUGUUUUCAUCUUGGUGGUUCUGUCACAGACACAUGCAGUGAUGGUGGAGGAUCGACCAGCAGGAAGCGUAUCAGAGGUGAUCAGCACCGUGACGGGUGGCAGUAAACCUGUGCACCGUUUCCUCAGAGGACAACCCAAGAGUAUCGGAGUUGUGCUGGUGAUGAUGGGUAUAGGUCUAUUCGUGUUUGGUAUUCCUAUGAAUGUGCAAUCAAAUGCACCCACCUCAGCAGAGCAGUUCACCCCAUUCUGGCUUGGGAUCCUGUUCUUUAUCUGUGGCCUUCUUUAUAUACUGUCUGAACGCAACCCCUCUAAAAAGAUAAUCACAGCCUGCCUUGCUCUGAAUAUCAUCUCAAUCAUUGGAGUGCUGUCUGCUUUGGUGGAAUUCUCCAAAGCAGUUGUUGGAAUCUAUCGCAUACAUGGGUAUCAAAUGUAUGAGAAUGUCACAGAGGAGGAGGAACUUCAUGCCAGACAACAUUAUAUGUCCAUCAGAGACAUGGAGCUGGUGUUCAGCUGUCACAGCUUGAUAGGAGGCAUUCUGCUUGUAACCAUGUCAUUCUUCGCCAGGGCAGCGCUGCGAUCCAGCAGGACUCAGGCUGUUGUUGUAAUGCGGAACCUUCCUUCAGCAGAGUGAACAAACAUCCUUCUUAAUGUAUGUGAAGAGGAGCUGACAUCUCUGGCAGCACAUUUGAAAAUUUCAAUAAUAACCAACUGUGAUCUUUAAAAUUGCAUAUAAACAGUGUAUUAAAUGGUAACAAAAUGGGAGUAGU